AGCGUUCGGGUUUUGAUUUUCAAUUGCUUCGAGUCGCUUCGAGUGGUUCGUAAAUAACUCGGUUGUAUUCGGUCGUGACAGCGGAUUCCCUUGAUUAACCAACCUUCGUUCCCUUCAGGUAUUUAUGGCAGGUCGAGGUUCAUAUCGAAUUACUCCUACUGGAAUAACACCAAGGAAUAACAUGGCGGCGUAUGGUGGUGGUGAUUAUUACGCAGGAUAUCCACCGUCACAACAACAGCCUUCAGCUCCGAUAGGAUUUGAGCUUCAUUCACACAGCAAUCAGCCUCCAUCUUCAGCUUAUCCUCCAAGAGAUGACUUGUAUAGACCACCACAACAACACUACCCUCCUUCUCAAUAUCCACCUCCUUCAGGGCAACAACCUUCUGGUCAAGACUACAGCCAUGGAGGUCCUUCACGCCCUGUAUCUUCCCCUAACCUCCCUCCUGUAGGGUUCGAAGGUGAGAUACUGUCUUCUGGCGAGAGUAGGAUUCGUCCUUCAUCUCAAGACACUAGUGAUGGUGCUAGCAGACCGACAUAUCGUGUUAAAGAACAAACAAGACAUACUGAAACUCUAUUCUUUAAGACAGACCCCGCAAAGAGAAUAGAUUAUGUCCUUGCUUAUGAGAUUAACACAGCCAAACCUUAUGAAUGGCAGCAAAAACGUGAGGAAAAACGGAAAGCAUUUGAAAAAAGUUUGAUAGACUUUGGACUCAAAUUAGAGAAAGUUGGCGAGGAGGAGUCUAGCAAUGGAAGGACAGCAUUCGUAAAAGUUCAUGCUCCAUGGAAAGUGUUGGCAAAGAUAGCUGAGGAAAUGAUGAUGAAGAUGCCUAUUAGUCUCAAUGACAUGGAUACAUCUGAUUGGACAGAGAGAUGUUUUGACUGCAUUGGAAUUCGGAAUCCUUUUGAGCUCCGCAAUGAGGAUCUUCCAGAAGAAAGGAAUUACUUUACUGGUGCAUUCAGACAAGACAAAAUGAGCAAGUUCCUUAUUGAAGAUAGGGAUACAUUCUUUUCACAAGCUCAGCGGGGAAGAAUUGUGUACACACUCUUGCAAAGAGCAAAAUAUGGCAGCAACAAAACAACUCAAGUUGGUAUUGAGAGACUAAUUGCCAAUGGUACCUAUGCUGCAGCAUAUCCAUUACAUGAGGGCAACUACAAAAUGGAGCAGUCGAUGUUGACCCAUAAACCAGAGAAUGAGAGGCAGCUUCUGUAUGAAGUCUGGGCUUCUCCAAAGAGAUGGUACCAAAUGCAACCACUAGAUCAGAUAAGUAAUUACUUUGGCGAGAAGAUUGGUCUGUACUUUGCAUGGCUAGGAUUCUAUACUGGUAUGCUUGUACCUGCAGCCUUGGUUGGUUUAGUAGUCUUGAUAUAUGGAGGAGCAAACCUGGCCAGCUAUACUCCUGCUAUAGACAUCUGCAAUGAAACUAAAAAGUUGGACUAUCCCAUGUGUCCACGUUGUGACCAAAAGUGUCCUUACUGGGCUCUGUAUGAUACGUGUGUCUACUCAAAGGUGACCUAUGUAUUUGACAAUGAGUUCACACCCAUUUUUGCCAUCUUCAUGUCUAUUUGGGCCACUAUGUUCCUUGAGUUCUGGAAAAGACGACAAGCUGAAAUCAGCUAUGAGUGGGAUUUGAUGAACUUUGAGGAUGAAGAAGAAAGACCUCGUGUGGAAUAUGAAACCAAGGCCAAAGAAAAACGAAUCAAUCCCAUCACCAAGAACGAAGAGCCUUAUCUUCAUUUCAGAACAAAAUUGCCUCGGUUUACCUGCAGCUGGACGUUCAUAUGCUUCAUGUUGAUGCUUGUGGUUGCAGCAGUACUAGGCGUGGUCUUCUACAGGGUGUCGGUCUAUGCUUCCCUGAUAACGAGUGAAGGUUAUGAAGGCAACAUGGGUGCAAUCAGUAUGGCUACGUCUGCUACCGCUGCCAUAAUCAACUUGGUCAUAAUUAUUUUCUUGAACAAGCUGUAUGAGAGGUUGGCAUUUAUAUUCACAAACUGGGAAAUGCCAAGGACCCAGACACAGUACGAAGACAACUUCACCUUCAAGAUGUAUCUGUUCCAGUUCGUUAACUACUAUUCUUCCCUGUUUUACAUCGCAUUUGGAAAACUAAAUCCUGGUCCUCCAGGAAACUAUAACCGCGUUCUUGGCAGCAAGGAAAACGAGGAUGGCUUCAGACAAGAAGAGUGUAAUCCCGCUGGCUGUCUGUUUGAGCUGUUGCUUCAGCUCGCCAUCAUCAUGGUUGGUAAACAAAUCCUCAACAACCUUCUGGAAAUAGUGUUACCGAAGUUAAAGAAUUGGUGGAAAUCUCGAAAAAACCUUGAGCCGCCAGAUCUUUCCGGUUACACGAGAUGGGAGCUGGAUUACGACUUGUACGACUAUCCAAAAUACGGGCUGUUCUACGAGUACCUCGAGAUGGUUAUCCAGUUUGGUUUCAUUACCAUCUUUGUGACGGCAUUUCCCCUCGGCCCACUCUUCGCGCUCAUCAACAAUCUGAUCGAAAUUCGACUGGACGCCUACAAGUUUGUCUGUGUUUUCAGAAGGCCAAUGGCAGCUCGAGCGCAAGAUAUAGGUAUAUGGUACGCUAUAUUGAACGGUGUUACCAAACUAUCCGUCGUGGUUAACGCUUUUGUUAUAGCAUUUGUAUCGGAGUUUGUCCCCCGUUUAUACUACCGCUACGGUGGCGAUGGCCAUGACGAUUUGACAGGCUUCCUUGACAGCAGCCUUUCGUGCUUUGCGAUCUCUAACUUUACCGAUAAAGAACGACCGGAUUCAGAUUUAAGUAAAGGGAAUUUUAACCCGGAUAGCUGUGGCCUCGGAGUACCGACUUGCAGAUUCCGUGGAUACUACGAGCCUCCUUUCCUUCUGAUUGGCGGUGUGAACGUCACCAACCCUAAUGGCUUUACGACAUCCAAGGCACACUGGCACAUCGUGGCUGCCAAGCUCUUCUUUGUCAUCGCAUUCUUACACAUCGUCUUCGCAGUGACCAGUCUCCUUGCAUGGCUCAUCCCAGACGUGCCAAAGACAGUAUCCAAUCAGGUGAAACGAGAAAACUUCCUAGCCCGUGAAGCCUUGCGAACCCAGGAGCUGCCAACCGUCGAUAAUGACUAGUAGGAAGGUAGUUUUGUACAAAUAGUAGUAAGUAAUCGUGUAAUCGUUUUUUAAGCUGAAAUGAAAGUUGGAAAUGAGUUUAAA
Actinia tenebrosa (Australian red waratah sea anemone) is the source of this 3187-nucleotide messenger RNA. Its product is annotated as anoctamin-4. Gene Ontology annotation, molecular function: chloride channel activity; protein dimerization activity. The record is from RefSeq and is a predicted model, not a curated record. Gene Ontology annotation, biological process: chloride transmembrane transport. Gene Ontology annotation, cellular component: plasma membrane. NCBI's taxonomy places the organism in Eukaryota, Metazoa, Cnidaria, Anthozoa, Actiniaria, Actiniidae.